This is a messenger RNA of Helianthus annuus (common sunflower), 879 nucleotides long. RefSeq names its product auxin-responsive protein SAUR21. Gene Ontology annotation, biological process: response to auxin. The transcript is spliced from 2 exons. NCBI's taxonomy places the organism in Eukaryota, Viridiplantae, Streptophyta, Magnoliopsida, Asterales, Asteraceae. The record is from RefSeq and is a predicted model, not a curated record. The coding region runs from base 81 to 380 and encodes 99 amino acids.
UUCACCAGGAAGCGCUACUUCGAUUCUUAUCUUCCCUCAACAACUUUUGUAAGUGAGCAGCCUCUCGCUUCCUUGUAAACAUGGCCAUACGUAUGCCACACAUCAUUCAAGCAAGAAAAAUUCUCAAACGGUCCCUCUCUAACGGUAGCACCACUCCUGCAUCUAUGGACAUCCCCAAAGGCUAUUUUGCCAUUUAUGUUGGAGAACAAGAGAAGAAGCGGUUUGUGGUGUCUGUAUCACUACUAAGCGAACCUACAUUUCAGCAGCUACUGCAUCAGGCAGAAGAAGAGUUUGGCUACAACCAUCCAAUGGGCGGGCUCACGAUUCCCUGUAGUGAAGAUGUAUUCACAGAUCUGGCUUCUCGUUUGGGAGCAUUUUGAGUUGUAUACAUCUGUCUAUAUCUACAACAGUUUUGUAAACAUCUAACCAGUAGGAACCAUUUAUAGUUGUAAAUUUAGAUCAUUGAUCCAGAUGAAUGAAAUUUAAUUUGGAUAUUCUUUUGAGUUCAUGGUAUUCUAUAUUUUUAUAUGAUGUUUAAACUAAAUAUAGGGGUCGUUCUGUAAUUAGUAGUUAGUUAGUUUUAUGUUAUAAUUAGAUUAGUUAGUAAGUGCGAGGACCGGAUGCGACAAGUUGAAAGUUUGUAACCUACACUUAAUCAAGGGACGCCUCUCCUGGAGACAUACCUGUUCGGAAUCAGCGCCAACAAGAGAGGAAGCAAGAGACACGAUGUUUCAAGGAGACACACCUCUUCAAGAUCAAUCUCAACCACAAGUUCAAGAGUCGCAACCGUUCGUGAAGAGACACGUCUCUAUCAUCGCAUCUAUUCGUAUAGUAUAUAUAGGGUUCAUUGGUAUCAGAGCAUCACGGUUAAUCGAUCCA